AUGAACUCAACGACCCUUCCGGACACGGGACCCAAUACAGAUGAGGGUAUAUUCACCCUUGGUGUUGUGUAUUUCAUUGUAUCCUUGCUGGUCAUGUCCGCCAACGGAGUCGUCGUUUUCGUCGUCGUCAAGACAAAGGAGCUACAAAUGCCAACGUUCUGGAUCAUCACUUGGAUGGCCGUCUUUGAUUUCCUCAUGGGUCUGUAUACCUUGGUUUUCAUCGUUCCCUCUGCUUUUCUUAACCGAUUUGCGUACUCUGAUGCCCUAGUCGGACUUGCUUCUUGUUUAUUUACCUAUAUAUUUGGUCAAACGGUUUUCAACAUUGCCUUGACCGUCAUGGAACGUUGCAUUGCCGUGUGGUGGCCAUUGAGAUACAUCCAUAUUGUCACGUUCAAGCGUUUCAUCAUAGCACUGGCCAUCUCAUUGUUACUUAGUCUAAUCCGCCUGAUUUUGAUAGCUGUCCCUGAUGGCGAUUUCUACUUCCGUGAAGAUGCUGCAUUGUGUAUUGUAGACUUUGAUACCGCGCCAACUGUAAUUGCAUCUGUUGGAUUUCCAAUCGUCACGCUGUGUUUGAUUAGCAUCAGUUUUGUAAUGAUCUUCAUUAAGAAGCGACGUGUGAAGAAGCAGGUACACCCUGGAGGAAUCCACGUGAGUCCAGAGGGUCAGGUCAAAUUUCCAAUGAUGUGUCUGGUGUCUACAAGUGUGUUCUGCGUUUCGUACGUUCCAUAUACAAUAGGUAUUAUUACAAAUUACAUGUCCGGAAAAGACAAUGUGCCUACCACCCUUGUUCAGAUACUUUCAGUGGCCUUCCUAUCCAACAGCCUGUGGAAUGUGUUCAUCUACACCGCGACCUACAAGCCAUUCAGGGAGGCUCUGCUCUGUCUGUUCUGCAGGUCAUACUUCAGAAAGAAAAGGCAACGGGAGAUAUUUUCACUGCAUUGA
Molecule: messenger RNA, 942 nt
Organism: Haliotis rufescens (red abalone)
Lineage: Eukaryota; Metazoa; Mollusca; Gastropoda; Lepetellida; Haliotidae
Product: trace amine-associated receptor 1-like
Exons: 1
Coding region: 1-942 (313 amino acids)
Biological process (GO): G protein-coupled receptor signaling pathway
Cellular component (GO): membrane
Molecular function (GO): G protein-coupled receptor activity
Source: RefSeq, a predicted model, not a curated record